AGGGAGUGAAUGAGUUCUGUGUGUGUGUGUUUGUAUGUGUGUGUUGCACACACACACACACACACAUACACACACAUUUGUGAGGCACAUAUGCUCGCUCUCACGCCAGGGCUGUUCUGAGCCAGGAAAUCCGAUGGCCAGAAGGUUGUCUCCACCUCUUUCCAGGGCAGACACGCCGACGAGAGAGAGAAGGAAGGAGUGAAGCGGUCCGAGAGGCAGCAGCGGGUGAAUGAACGCGGCUGUCUUCUGUUCCAGCCUGAGCAUCCAACUUUUUGCAAAUCUUGAUCAUGGAGAGGCCCUCAAAGGGAGUGUCUUUCCUUCUGCUCCUCUGUUGGCUGAGGGUUUCCUGGGAGGCCCGUCUUCCCCGCCCUCUCACCUCUUCCAAUGCGACCAUCUUCUCCCACGUCUACACAAUUAAGGUGGCAGGAGAAGACCCGCCAGACGAAGACACCUCCCCGCCUCCCCAAGAGGCCUUAGGCCCUCCUGGGUCUUCUCGUGGAGGGGGCCAGUAUGAGCACACCCUGGAAGGAUCUGAUCAGGAGCACGUGGUGUUCACCCAUCGCAUCAACCUCCCACCGCAGUCUUGUGGGUGUCCACCUGGCACCGAAGAUACCCGGGAGCUCUGGAGAAGGCUGCAGGCCCUUGAGAGUGAAGUGCGGGUCCUACAGGAAACCUGCCAAGCUGGGGGAGGCUGUUGCCCUGCUGCUGCGUCCACCAGUAGUCAAGCCAGCGAAGGCCAAACAGACAUCCGCACAUUAUGUUCGCACCAUGGAUCCUUUGACCUCUCUCGCUGCCUGUGUGAAUGCGAGUCAGGUUGGGGCGGUCCCACCUGCGCCGAGCCGGUCUGCUCCGGAGGCUGCGGGGGCGCAGAACGGGGCAGUUGUGUGAACGGGCACUGCCAAUGCCAGCCUGGCUACUCAGGGGUCAGCUGCGAAGAGCCACCCUCUUGCCCCGAUGACUGCAAUGACCAAGGGCGCUGUGUGGAGGGCCACUGCACCUGCUUCCCAGGAUAUGUGGGGCCCUCCUGCUCUGACCCAGUUUGCCCCCAGAACUGCCACGGACAUGGCCAGUGCAUCUCAGGAGGAUGCGUGUGCAACCCGGGUUACACUGGUACUGAUUGUGCAACCCGAGCUUGCCCUAGCAACUGCAACAGGCGUGGAGAAUGCCGCAAUGGACGCUGUAUGUGCGAGCCAGGCUUCACUGGGCCAGCCUGCGGCACCAAGGCUUGCCCCAACGAUUGUAACCACAGAGGCCACUGUCUGCAAGGAGGGGUGUGUUCCUGCCACCCAGAUUACACCGGCCCCGACUGCGGUCAGCUGGCAUGUCUGGGGCACUGCAGUGGUCACGGAGAAUGUCAGAAUGGAACAUGCGUGUGCAACAGUGGCUAUUCGGGCGAGGACUGUUCAGUAGAGAUUCCAUCCAUUGGUGUCCGUGUCUCAAAUCGAGAUGAAACCUCUUUCCGCCUGGAGUGGAACUACCCCGAGAUUUCUGUGGACGGAUAUGAGAUCCACGUGGCACCCACGAAGAAUCCUCGGGCAGGUGAAUCCACACACCUGUCUGGCACCGAAAGGAUCUUUGAAUACAAAGGAUUGAAACCGGGGGAGGAAUACACAGUCACCGUUCGGGUAGAAAAAGGGCAACACUACGGACCCCCUGUCACCCAGACCGUGCGUACGCGAGUAGCCCCUCCCAGUGGCCUGCACUCAUCACAAGUGUCUGAAAACUCCCUGACCUUGCAAUGGGAACCACCUACCUCUCGCCCUGAUGGCUACGUCCUCAGCUAUGUCCCUCUGGCUCCCACUCGACCCAUCCAAGCCAUGAAACGUGUAGAGCUUCCAGCAGUCCCUGAGCGUGUUACCUUGGAAGACCUGGAGAGCAGAACGCGAUACCGCAUCACCUUGGUUGCCCGCCAGAGUGGCGAGAACAGCCGAGCCACCAGCAUUGUGGUCAGCACCUCAGCACCAGCUCCAAUUCAGCCAAGUCGCCACCACUUGACACCAACCCCCUCUUCCCAUAAAAAGCCAGACACUUUCUCUUCUGAGCCUGAAGAGAAGAAACCUGGCACUAAACCACAUCCGGGUCGCCGCCCAACGAACACCACCUUGCUGACUAAGGAGCACUUCCUGAAGAGAAUGACCCAGAAUAUCUCAUCCAAACUGUCCCCCUACAACGGGACUCUCCUUGAGCGGCUCGAGAGCUAUCUCCGGGCCAUCAGAUUCCCUCUCCGAGGCAACCAGACAAUCCAGAGCGUGGCCAGGGACAUCUACCUCUACCUCAAGCGUGCAAAGCCAAUUGAGUUUCAAGAGAGGGUUGAAGAACGUCUUGUCCAAGAAACCAGCAACUUGCCGGUGAAAAGGGAAUUCCCAGUAACCGAAACAGAGAGCGUCUACUCAGAGGGAUACCUCCGUCCAGACCACGCCAAGCCAACCGUGGUGGACAGCUCCCCCGAUCACAUUGAGGUGUCUUUGGACAGCGUGAGGGGGGUUUCUGACCACGUGGUCAUCCGCUACCGAAACAUGGUGACUGGAGAAAUAAAGGAGUUAGUGGUGCCUGGAGAUGCGUCUACAGCCAUCAUCACCAGAUUGUCACCCGGAACAACCUACCUGAUAGAAAUCCAUGGGGUCAUGAAAGGACAUUCCUCUAAGUCAUAUUCCUUUAUAACUGCCACAGCUCCAAGUUCACCAACGAAUGACAAGAUCCGAACCAACACCCCACCCAUCUUAACUCCACUGAAGAACCUACAAGUGACCGAAAUCUCUCCGAACCAGCUCCGUGUAACCUGGUCAGCCCCGCCCAACUUCUUCCACAAUUUUUCCCUCUACUAUAGGGACCCCAAAUCUGGGGCACCUCCAGAAAAAAUCAGCAUUCCAGGAACAGAGAGAAGUGUCGACCUAAUGGAUUUGCACCCUGGGACAGAGUAUGAAAUAGAGUUACAUGGAGAGAGAGCUGGUGGAAGCUACAGCGCCCCCUUCUCCACAAAAAUGAUUACAGCAGUAGAACCGGAAGAGCCCAGGCUGGGAGAUUUCUCUCUUUUAGAUGUCACAGACACUUCAGUUCACCUUUCCUGGGAUGCCCCCACUGGGCCUUUUGACUCCUUUGUGAUCCAAUAUAAGGAUGCCGAGGGCAAGCCCAAGGUGCUCCGAAUGGACAAGAACACCCGAGAAGCCACGAUUUCUAACUUGGUGCCCUCCCGAAAAUACCGAUUCAACUUUUACGUUCUCCUAGGCCGUAAGCCCUUUGGCCCCGUGUCCUUGGAGGUAGUCCCAGGCUCCAGUAGCACUUUUAAAGACGUUUCUGCCACUGUCACUAGCAAUUCUGCCCACUUGUCCUGGACAGUCUUCUCUGGGACCUUUGAUUCCUUUUUGAUUCAAUAUAAAGAUGCUGAAGGCAGACUCCGAGAGCUGUCCACCGAGGGGGAUUCUCAUGAAAUCACCAUCCCUGACCUGGCUCCUUCCCACAGAUACACAAUAGAUCUCUAUGGCAUCUCCAACCAGAGACGUCUAGGUCCUGCCUCUAUCACUUUCAUCACAGGUUCACAGGAAGACGUGACCGUCCACAAAACCAUCCUCAGUGAUCUGGCUGUCUCAGAGGUGACCAGCAACUCUGUCCAUCUUACAUGGAGAGUGCCAACCGGCAGAUUUGAUUCCUUUUUACUCCAGUAUCAAGACUCGGAAGGCAGUGAUCAAGCCCUGCCUAUGGACGGAGAUUCCCGUGAAGCCAUCAUUCCCAAUUUGGUUCACUCCCAAAGAUACAGAUUCAACCUCUACGGCAUCUUGGGGACACAGCGCUUUGGACCUAUCUUUGCAGACGCUGUGACAGCUGCAGUUCAGGAACCCAAAAAGGAGAAACCAGAUGAGACGAUAGCGAUUAAGCCCAGCCUGGGCGAGUUCUCAGUCCUUGACGUCACGAGCAAUUCUGUCCGUCUUUAUUGGACCGUCCCCACUGGGAGCUUUGACUCCUUCCUGAUCCAGUACAAGGAUGCAGAUGGCCAACCCCAAGCACUGCCUGUGGAGGGAAGCUUCAAUGAAGUCACUGUGACCAACCUGGCUCCUUCUCGCAGAUACAAGUUCAACCUCUAUGGAAUCUCUGGACGCAAGCAUUCCACCCCGCUUUCCACUGAUGCCACCACAGCCCACAUAAGAGGUUCAGGGGAACCAAUUCCUGUUCAACCCAGCCUAGGAGAUUUCUCCAUCCUUGAUGUCACGAAUGAUUCUGUCCGACUCCAUUGGACCGUCUCCACUGGGAGUUUUGACUCCUUUCUGAUCCAAUACAAGGAUGCAGAUGGGCAACCCCAAAUGUUGCCUGUGAAGGGAAGCUUCAACACAGUCACUGUGACCAACCUGGCUCCUUCUCGCAGAUACAAGUUCAAUCUUUAUGGAGUCUCAGGGCGCAAACGUUCCACCCCACUUUCCACUGAUGCCACUACAGCUCAAACCACAGAGCCCGAGAAGCCAGCUUCUUUCCAAUCCAGCCUGGGAGAACUGUCAGCGCUUGAUGUCACAAGUGAUUCUGUCCGACUCCAUUGGACUGUCCCCACCGGGAGUUUUGACUCCUUCCUGAUCCAGUACAAGGAUGCAGAUGGUCAACCCCAAGCGUUGCCUGUAGAGGGAGACUCCCGUGAAAUCACUGUGACCAACCUGGUUCCUUCGCGCAGAUACAAGUUCAAUCUCUAUGGAGUCUCAGGGCGCAAACGCUCCAACCCUAUCUCUACUUUUGCCACGACAGAUUCAGAAGAGCAAAUUCCUGUUCAGCCCAGCCUGGGGGAGUUGUCAGUCCUUGAUGUCACAAGUGAUUCUGUCCGUCUCCAUUGGACCGUCCCCACCGGGAGCUUUGACUCCUUCCUGAUCCAAUACAAGGAUGCAGAUGGCCAGCCCCAAGCUCUGCCUGUGGAGGGAGGCUCCACUGAGGUCACGGUGACCGAUCUGGCUCCUUCCCGCAGAUACAAGUUCAACCUCUACGGGGUCUCUGGGAAAAAACGUUCCAGGCCGCUCACCACCGAGGCCACCACAGUCCGCUUUGCAGACUCAGAGAAGCCAGUUCCUGUUCCACCCAGCCUAGGGGAGUUUUCCAUCCUUAAUGCCACAAGCAAUUCUGUCCAUCUUUAUUGGACAGUCCCCACUGGGAGUUUUGACUCCUUCUUGAUCCAAUACAAGGAUGCAGAUGGCCAACCUCAAGCUUUGCCAGUUGAGGGAGGAUCUCAUGAAGUUACUGUGACCGGCCUGGCUCCUUCUCACAGAUACAAGUUCAACCUCUACGGAGUCUCUGGGCACAAGCGCUCCAGCCCCCUCUCCACUGAUGCCACUACAGUUCACUUGGCAGACUCUGAGGAACCAGUUCCUACCCAACUUAGCCUGGGGAAGUUUUCAGUUGUUGAUGUCACAAGUAAUUCUGUCCGACUCCAUUGGACUGUCCCCAGAGGGACUUUUGAUUCCUUCUUGAUCCAGUACAAGGAUGCAGAUGGACAACCUCAAGAGUUGCCCCUAGAAGGAGACUCCAAUCAAGUCACAGUGACCAACUUGGCUCCUUCCCACAUAUACAAGUUCAACCUCUAUGGAAUCUCUGGGCACCAACGCUCCAGCCCCCUCUCCACAGAUGCCUCCACAGCCCGCCUUAUAGACAUAGAGGAGCCAAUUCCUGUCCAAUCCAGCCUAGGAGAGUUUUCCGUCCUUGAUGUCACGAGUGAUUCUGUCCGUCUCCAGUGGACCGUCCCCACUGGGAGAUUUGACUCCUUCUUAGUCCAGUACAAAGAUGCAGAUGGCCAACCUCAAGCGUUACCUGUGGAGGGAGGCUCCCGUGAAGUCACGGUGCCCAACCUGGCUCCUUCUCACAGAUACAAGUUCAACCUCUAUGGGGUCUCCGGGCGCAAACGCUCCGGGCCCCUCUCCACUCACGCCACCACAGCCCACCUUCCAGAUUCAGAGGAGACAAAUCCUGUCCCAACCAGCCUGGGCGAGUUCUCAGUCCUUGAGGUCACAAGCGAUUCUGUUCGUCUCUAUUGGACCGUCCCCACUGGGAGUUUUGACUCCUUCCUGAUCCAGUACAAGGAUGCAGAUGGCCAACCCCAAGUGUUGCCUAUAGAGGGAGACUCCCGUGAAGUCACAGUGACCAACCUGGCUCCUUCUCGCAGAUACAAGUUCAAUCUUUAUGGAAUCUCUGGACGCAAACGCUCCAGCCCCCUCUCCACUGAUGCUACCACAGAUUCAAAGGAGGCAAUUCCUGUCCUACCUAGCCUAGGAGAUUUCACAGUUAUUGAUGUCACAAGUGAUUCUGUCCGUCUCCAUUGGACCGUCCCCACUGGGACCUUUGACUCCUUCCUCAUCCAAUAUAAGGAUGCAGAUGGCCAACCGCAAGUGUUGCCUGUGGAGGGAAACUCCCAUGAAGUCACAGUGACCAACUUGGUUCCUUCACGCAGAUACAAGUUCAACCUCUAUGGGGUCUCUGGGCGCAAACGCUCCAGCCCCCUCUCUACUGAUGUCACCACAGCCCGUCUUACAGACUCAGAGAAGCCAAUUCCUGCCCAUCCCAGCCUAGGCGAGUUUUCCGUCCUUGAUGUCACGAGUGAUUCUGUCCGUCUCCAUUGGACCGUCCCCACUGGGACCUUUGAUUCCUUCCUGGUCCAGUACAAGGAUGCAGAUGGCCAACCUCAAGCGUUACCUGUGGAGGGAGACUCCCGUGAAGUCACAGUGACUGAGCUGGUUCCUUCACACAGAUACAAAUUCAAUCUCUACGGAGUCUCUGGGCGUAAACGCUCCAGCCCUCUCUCUACUGAUGCCACCACAGUUUCAAAGGAGGCUACCACUGUCCAACCCAGCCUAGGAGAAUUCUCCGUCCUUGACGUCACAAGCGAUUCUGUCCGUCUCCAUUGGACCGUCCCCACUGGGAACUUUGAUUCCUUCCUGGUCCAGUACAAGGAUGCAGAUGGCCAAUCCCAAGCAUUGCCUGUGGAGGGAGUCUUCAAUGAAGUCACAGUGACUGACUUGGUUCCUUCACGCAGAUACAAGUUCAACCUCUAUGGAGUCUCUGGGCGCAAACGUUCCAGGCCCCUCUCCACUGAUGCCACCACAGCUCACCUUACCCAUUCAAAGGAGGAAAUUUCUAUCCAACCCAGCCUGGCGGAGUUCUCCGUCCUGGACGUCACAAGCGAUUCUGUCCAUCUCCAUUGGACCGUCCCCACUGGGAACUUUGACUCCUUCCUGGUCCAGUACAAGGAUGCAGAUGGCCAACCUCAAGCGUUACCUGUAGAAGGAAAUUCUCGAGAAGUCACCGUGACCAACCUGGUUCCUUCACGCAGAUACAAGUUCAACCUCUAUGGAAUCUCGGGGCGUAAACGCUCCCGGCCCCUCUCUACCGAUGCUACCACAGCCCAUCUUACAGGUCCAGAGGACACAAGUCCUCUUCAAUCUAGUCUUGGGGAGUUGUCAGUCCUUGACGUCACAAGUGAUUCCGUCCGACUCCAUUGGACCGUCCCCACCGGGAGCUUUGAUUCCUUCUUAAUCCAGUACAAGGAUGCAGAUGGUCAACCCCAAUCGUUGCCUGUAGAGGGAGACUCCCGUGAAGUCACUGUGAUCAACCUGGUUCCUUCACACAGAUACAAGUUCAACCUCUACGGAGUUUUUGGGCGCAAACGUUCCACCCCGCUUUCCACUGAUGCCACCACAGCCCACAUUAGAGACACAGGGGAACCAAUUCCUGUUCAACCCAGCCUAGGAGAUUUCUCCAUCCUUGAUGUCACGAGUGAUUCUGUCCGACUCCAUUGGACCGUCUCCACUGGGAGUUUUGACUCUUUCCUGAUCAAUUACAAGGAUGCAGAUGGCCAAGCUAAAGCAUUACCUGUGGAGGGAGACUCCCGUGAAGUCACAGUGACCGAGCUGGUUCCUUCACGCACAUACAAGUUCAAUCUCUAUGGAGUCUCUGGGCACAAACGCUCCAGCCCUCUUUCCACUGAUGCCACCACAGUGCACCUUCCAGAUUCAGAGCAGCCAAUUCCUGUCCAACCCAGCCUGGGGCAGUUCUCAGUUGUGGAUGUCACAAGCGACUCUGUCCGACUCCAUUGGACCAUCCCCACUGGGAGCUUUGACUCCUUCCUGAUCCAGUACAAGGAUGAAGAUGGUCAACCCCAAAUGUUGCCUGUGGAGGGAGGCGCCAAUGAAGUCACUGUGACCAACCUGGCUCCUUCUCAUAGAUACAAGUUCAACCUCUACGGAGUCUCUGGGCACAAGCGGUCCAGCCCCCUCUCCACAGAUGCCUCCACAGCUCAAAUCACAGAGGAGGCAAUUCCCAUCCAACCCAGCCUAGGGGAGUUCUCUGUCCUUGAGGUGACAAGUGAUUCUGUUCGACUCCAUUGGACCAUCCCCACUGGGAGCUUUGAUUCCUUCCUGGUCCAGUACAAGGAUGCAGAUGGCCAACCUCAAGCGUUACCUGUGGAGGGAGGCUCCACUGAGGUCACAGUGCCCAACCUGGCUCCUUCUCGCAGAUACAAGUUCAACCUCUAUGGGGUCUCCGGGCGCAAACGCUCCAGGCCCCUCUCCACUGACGCCACCACAGCCCACCUUCCAGAUUCGGAGGAGACAAAUCCUGUCCAAACCAGCCUGGGCGAGUUCUCAGUCCUUGAGGUCACAAGCGAUUCUGUCCGUCUCCAUUGGACCGUCCCCACUGGGAGCUUUGACUCCUUCCUGAUCCAGUACAAGGAUGCAGAUGGCCAAUCCCAAGCAUUGCCUGUGGAGGGAAGCUUCAGUGAAGUCACAGUGACCAACCUGGCUCCUUCUCACAGAUACAAGUUCAAUCUUUAUGGAAUCUCUGGGCACAAACGCUCCAGCCCCCUCUCCACCGAUGCCACCACAGCCCAUACUACAGACAUAGAGGAGCCAAUUCCUGUUCAGCCCAGUCUAGGGGAGUUCUCCGUCCUUGAUGUCAGAAGCGAUUCUGUCCAUCUCCAUUGGACCGUCCCCACUGGGAGAUUUGACUCCUUCCUAGUCCAGUACAAAGAUGCAGAUGGCCAACCUCAAGCAUUACCUGUGGAGGGAGACUCCCGUGAAGCCACAGUGACCGACCUGGCACCUUCCCGCAAAUACAAGUUCAACCUCUAUGGAGUCUCAGGACGUAAACGCUCCAAGCCCCUCUCUACCGAUGCCACCACAGCUCGCCUUACAGACAUAGAGGAGCCGAUUCCUGCCCAACCCAGCCUAGGAGAGUUUUCCAUCCUUGAUAUCACGAGUGAUUCUGUCCGACUCCAUUGGACUGUCUCCACUGGGAGGUUUGACUCCUUCCUGGUCCAGUACAAGGAUGCAGAUGGCCAACCUCAAGCGUUACCUGUGGAGGGAGACUCCACUGAGGUCACAUUGACUGACCUGGCUCCAUCCCGCAGAUACAAGUUCAACCUCUAUGGUGUUUCCGGGCGCAAACGCUCCAGGCCCCUUUCCACAGAUGCCACCACAGCUCCUAUUCCAGAUGGUGAGACAGCAGUUCCUGUUCAACCCAGCCUGGGGGAAUUCUCCGUGUUUGAUGUCACAAGUGAUUCUGUCCGUCUCUAUUGGACCGUUUCCACCGGGAGAUUUGACUCCUUCUUGAUCCAGUACAAGGAUGCAGAUGGUCAACCCCAAAUGUUGCCUGUGGAGGGAGGUUCCCGUGAAGUCACCGUGACCAAGCUGGCUCCUUCUCGCAGAUACAAGUUCAACCUCUAUGGAGUUUUGGGGCGCAAACGUUCCACCCCACUUUCCAUUGAUGCCACCACAGCCCACAUUAGAGACACAGGGGAGCCAAUUCCUGUCCAACCCAGCCUAGGAGACUUCUCAGUCCUUGAGGUGACGAGUGAUUCUGUCCGACUCCAUUGGACCGUCCCCACCGGGAGCUUUGACUCCUUCCUGAUCCAGUACAAGGAUGCAGAUGGUCAACCCCAAGCGUUGCCUGUGGAAGGAAACCUCAAUGAAGCCACAGUGACCAACCUGGCUCCUUUACGUAGAUACAAGUUCAACCUCUAUGGAGUCUCUGGACGCAAGCGCUCCGGCCCCCUGUCCACCGAUGCCACCACAGCUCAAAUCACAGAUUCAGAAGAGGCAAUUCCCGUCCAACCAACCUUGGGAGAGUUAUCCGUUCUGGACAUCACUAGCAAUUCUGUCCGUCUCCAUUGGACCGUCCCCGCUGGGACCUUUGACUCCUUCCUGGUCCAGUACAAGGAUGCAGAUGGUCAACCCCAAGUGUUGCCUGUGGAGGGAGGUUCCCGUGAGGUCACCGUGUCCAAUCUGGCUCCUUCCCACCGAUAUAAGUUCCUCCUCUACGGGGUCUCUGGACGCAAAAAGACCAGCGUCCUCUCUGCUGAUGCCUUUACAGACCCAUCUUCAAAGGCAGAAGAUGCAAUUCAUGUCCAACCUAGACUUGGGGAGCUCUCCAUCCUUGACGUCACAAGCGAUUCUGUUCGUCUCCAUUGGACUGUCCCCACCGGGAGCUUUGACUCCUUCCUGAUCCAAUACAAGGAUGCAGAUGACAAACCUCAAGCGUUACCUGUGGAGGGAGACUCCCGUGAAGUCACAGUGACCGAAUUGGUUCCUUCACGCACAUACAAGUUCAAUCUCUAUGGAGUCUCUGGGCACAAACGCUCCAGCCCUCUCUCCAUUGAGGCCACCACAGCGCACCUUCCAGAUUCAGAGCAGCCAAUUCCUGUCCAACCCAGCCUGGGACAGUUCUCAGUUGUGGAUGUCACAAGCAACUCUGUCCGACUCCAUUGGACCGUCCCCACUGGGAGCUUUGACUCCUUCCUGAUCCAGUACAAGGAUGCAGAAGGCCAAGCCCAAAUGUUGCCUGUGGAGGGAAACUCCCAUGAAGUCACAGUGACCAACCUGGUUCCUUCACGCAGAUACAAGUUCAACCUCUAUGGGGUCUCUGGGCGCAAACGCUCCAGCCCCCUCUCUACUGAUGCCACCACAGCUCGCCUUACAGAGUCAGAGGACCCAAUUCCUGUCCAACCCAGCCUAGGAGAUUUCACGGUUCUUGAUGUCACGAGUGAUUCUGUCCGUCUCCAUUGGACCGUCCCCACUGGGACCUUUGAUUCCUUCCUGGUCCAGUACAAGGAUGCAGAUGGCCAACCUCAAGCAUUACCUGUGGAGGGAAACUCCCGUGAAGUCACAGUGACCGAGCUGGUUCCUUCACGCAGAUACAAGUUCAACCUCUAUGGGGUGUCCGGGCGCAAACGCUCCGGGCCCCUCUCCACUGAUGCCACCACCACAGCACACCUUACAGAUUCGGAGGAGACCAAUCCUGCCCAACCCAGCCUGGGCGAGUUCUCAGUCCUUGACAUCACAAGCGAUUCUGUCCAUCUCUAUUGGACUGUCCCCUCUGGGAGUUUUGACUCCUUCCUGAUCCAGUACAAGGAUGCAGAUGGCCAACCCCAAGCAUUGCCUGUGGAGGGAGGGUCCCAUGAAGUCACAGUGACCAACCUGGCUCCUUCUCGCAGAUACAAGUUCAAUCUUUAUGGAAUCUCUGGGCGCAAACGCUCCAGCCCCCUCUCCACCGAUGCCACCACAGCCCCGUUAGCCAUGACACCACCAGUUCAGCCCAGCUUGGGAGAGCUUUCUGUUUCCAACCUUACCCACAAUUCUGCGCUUCUCUCCUGGACUGUCCACGCUGGGAAUUUUGAUUCUUUUAUGAUCCAGUACAAGGACGUGGAUGGCAAGCUCCAAGCCAUCCCCGUGGAAGGGAACUCUUACGAAGUCCUCAUCCCCAAGCUGGUUCCUGGCCGAAGAUAUAAGUUUAAUCUCUACGGAGUCUCCGGUCGCAAGCGUUUGGGCCCCGUUUCAGUUGAUGCCAUCACAGCUCCAGAUCGACAGGACCCCGUGAUUCCUCCCAGCCUAGGAGAGGUCUCCGCUUCAGAGAUCACCAGCAGUUCUGUCCGUCUCUCCUGGACUGUCCUCCAGGGGCGCUUUGACUCUUUUGCCAUUCAAUAUAAGGGUGCCGAGGGCCAGCCCCAAGCAGUUCCGGUGGAAGGAGACCUGCGUGAGAUGACCAUCCCCAACCUCGCUCCCUCCCGCAAAUACAAGUUCAACCUUUAUGGACUUUCUGGUCGCAAGCGCAUGGGCCCCGUUUCUGUUGACGCCAUCACAGCAUCCACCACAAAGAAGGAAGUAACACCAAAGCCCUCUUUAGGAGAACUCUCCAUCUCUGAGGUCAGCCGCAACUCUGUUCUUCUCUCUUGGACUGUCUCUGUGGGGAGCUUUGACUCCUUCCUGCUCCAAUAUAAAGAUGAGGAGGGCAGAAUCCAAACCCUACCCGUGGGGGGAGAUUCGCAUGAAGUCACCGUUUUGAACCUGACUCCAUCCCACAAGUACAAGUUCAACCUUUAUGGAAUUUCUGGUCAAAAACGUAUUGGUCCUAUUUCUUCUGAAGCCACUACAGCUGAACCAGAGGAGAAGAAGGAAGAAGACAAAGAUGGGGAGAAUCAGCCUAGCUUGGGGAAACUCUCCAUCUUUGAAACCACCAGCAAUUCUCUUCGCCUUUCCUGGAGUGUCCCAACGGGGAGCUUUGACUCCUUCCUGAUUCAGUAUGAAGACGGAGCUCUGCAGAGCUUGCCUGUGGAUGGGGCUUCCCGUGAAACACUGGUCUCCAACCUGACUCCAUCUCACAAUUACCAGUUUGACCUCUACGGCAUCUCUGGUGGCAAACGCCUGGGCCCAAUCUCCGCUGAGGCCUUAACAGCUCCACCCUCUCCAAGUCAGGACAGAGAGGAGAGCGGAUCUCCAGGGCCAUCUCCAAAUCCCAGUUUUGGGGAUCUCUCUGUGUCUGAUGUUACCAGCAACUCAGUCCGCCUCUCUUGGAACGUCCCAGCUGAGACUUUUGACUCCUUCCAGAUCCAAUACAAAGAUGCUGAAAACAAACCACAAAUGAUCCCUGUGGACAAGGAAACCAACACCAUUGUGAUCUAUUACCUGGUACCUUCCCAUAGGUACAAGUUCCAUCUGUACGGCAUCUCUGGACGUAGGCGUUUUGGACCAAUCACCGUCAGCGCCAUCACGAUACCAGGGGACAAUGGAGAUGGGGACCAGGAGGUCUCUGGUGGAAUAAGCCCUCGCUUGGGCGGACUUUCCGUCUCAGAGGUCACCAGUCAUUCGGCCCGGCUAUCCUGGACCGUCCCAGAGGGAAGCUUUGAUGCUUUCUCAGUCCAGUACAAAGAUGCUGAAGGAAGACCCCAAGCGCUCCCUUUAAGAGAAGACUCCCGUGAAGUCAUUGUUUCAAAUCUAUCACCUUCUCACAAGUACAAAUUCAAUCUUUAUGGUAUCUUUGGAAAACAGCGUCUCGGACCAAUCUCUGCCCAAGCGGUCACAACAGCUGCAGAAACAUCUGGGCAGGUUGAAGAAAAGAAACAACCGGAGGAAAGUACAGGCAAGAGCACCCAGCCCAACCUUGGAAAUGUCACUGUCUCUGAAGUCACUCCUGAUUCCCUUCUGCUCUCCUGGAAUGUCCAGGAAGGAAAUUUUGACUCUUUCAUCAUCCAGUACAAGGAUGCUGCAGGCAAGCCCCAGGCGGUACCUGUUGAUGGAUCCAUGCGCUCCCUCCAUCUCUACAACCUCACACCUUCACAGACGUAUGAAUUUGACGUAUUUGGAGUUUCUGGCUACAAGCAUCUUGGGCCUCUCUCCAUUCACACCAUGACAGAGAUAUCCGAAGGAGAAAGGACCGUUCAGCCCCAGCUAGGAGAUCUCUCCGUCUCUCGGGUCACGAAUGACUCGGUGGCUUUGUUCUGGACAGUGGCUGCUGGAAAUUUUGAUUCUUUCUUGCUCCAAUACAAGGACUCUGAGGGCAAGCCCCAAGUCCUGCCCCUAAAUGGCACUUCGCGGGGCAUCGCCAUCACCAGCCUGACUCCUUCUCACAGAUACAAGUUCAAUCUGUAUGGCCUGAACGGGCGCAAACGCCUCGGCCCCGUUUCUACCAAUGUUGUCACAGGCCAAGGCACCCAACCCCUUAAGCUGGGAACGUUGUCCGCGCACAACAUCACAUCGGAAUCCCUCCUCCUGUCUUGGACUGUGGAAUCUGGGAAUUUUGACUCUUUUAUCAUCCAGUACCGGGAUGCGGCAGGCAAAUCCCACGCAUUGCCUGUAGACGGAGGAUUGCGACUGCUGCGGUUCCAUGACUUGGUCCCUUCGCACCGAUACAAGUUCAACCUUUACGGGGUCUCCGGUCGCAAGCGUCUCGGCCCCAUACCUGUGGAGGCUGUUACAGUCUCCAAACCUUCAGGACUGCAAGUUGCUCCUCAACCCAAGCUGGGGAAACUCUUCGCUUCCAACAUCUCUGACACAUCUCUCCGUCUGACCUGGCGGGUCCUGACUGGAAAAUUUGAAUCGUUCAGCAUUGAGUACAGAGACGCAGAAGGCAAAACCCAGGUGUCGUCUGUAGACACCAACGCCCGGGAUGUGGUCAUUUCGAACUUGGUGCCCUCCCACAGAUAUAAGUUCAACCUCUACGGCAUCUCUCAACAGAAACGGUUCGGUCCCGUCUCUACUGAAGUGGUCACAGCUCAAGUGAAGGACUCGGAGGCAAAACCCAAACUGGGCGAUCUCUCCAUCUCCGGAGUCACCAAUGAUUCUGUCCGUCUUUCGUGGACCGUCUCGUCCGGGAGAUUUGACUCUUUUCUUAUCCGAUACAAAGACGCCCAAGGGAAACCUCAAAACGUGCCUGUUGGCGUGGACUCUCAGACAGUUUUCAUCUCUAACUUAAUACCGUCUCACAAAUACAAGUUCAGCCUUUACGGCAUCUCUGGGAAGAAACAGUUUGGACCUGUUUCAAUUGAUGCUGUCACAGCAGCUUUUUCGGAAAGCGCCAGCAGUCCAGCCCCCUGGCUCAGUCCUCUUGUGGUCUCUGAAGUGACCUCUACAACUCUGCAGCUCAGCUGGGAUGUCCCAGAGGGGGAGUUUGACUUCUUCAUCGUGAGGUGGAAGGACAAUUUGGGCAACGGCCAAACACCUGUCCCAGGCAAAGAAGUUAAAGUGCCUGGGGACAAACGCUCCGUCACUCUCCAAGGACUCGCACCCAGUACCGAAUACAGCCUGACAGUCUAUGGCAUCAAAGAUGAGUCAGAGGUGGCUGAUAUCAACACUGGAGCAAAGACAAGCGGGCUAGAGCUGGAUGGUCCCCAGGACUUGCGGUUCAGUGACAUUCACGAGACCUCUGUGGUAACCAACUGGAGCCCUCCGUCUUCUCGCAUCGACGGCUACAAAGUUUCUUUCCAGCCCUCAGAUGGGGGGGAGCCCAAGAGCAUUUCAGUGGAUGGAUCUGAACUCAGGGCCCUCAUUGAGGGUCUGACUCCUGGGGCCAGCUAUGAGGUCGCUGUAAUGUCUAUACGUGGGUUUGAAGAGAGUGAGCCACUGGUGGGCUAUGUCACCACAGUGCCAGAUGGUCCUUCCGAUUUGCGGGCUGUCAAUGUAACCGAUACCUCGGCUGUGCUGACGUGGCAUCCUGCUGUGGCUGAGAUGAACAACUACAUUGUCACGUAUGGACCUAUCACCAGCACUGGCUCACAGGUCUCUGAAUCAGUACCAGGAAAUCGUGUCCAGCUUCAGCUGUCAGAGCUGCAAAGGGACAUGGAAUAUUGGGCCAAUGUCUAUGGAGAAAAGGAAGGAAACCGAAGUUCUCCCAUCAGCGCUUCUUUCACUACUGGAGCAGAUGGGCCCCGGGACCUGCAUGCUACCGAAAUUUCACCUCGCAGUGCGCAUCUCAUCUGGUCAUCCCCCAGGGCUUCCCCUGAGGGGUAUCUGUUGAGUUAUGAGACCCCUGAUGGACAAUCAAAGGAGAUCCCUCUGGAUGCUUCCGUCACCUCAUACGAACUUCAGGAUCUGAUUCCUUCCAGCCGGUACCAGGUCCAAGUCCAGGCAAUGAAGAGGGACACUCCAACAGCUCCCAUAUCCACUUCUUUCACCACUGGGCACCUGACGUACCCCUUCCCUCGGGAUUGCUCGGAAGAAAUCCAGAAUGGGCCAGGACCUUCACGAGUAACAACAAUUUAUCUAGGGGGCAACCGGGAACGUCCCUUGAAGGUGUUCUGUGACAUGGAGACAGAUGGGGGAGGCUGGAUUGUCUUUCAACGUCGGAUGAACGGUGAGACGGAUUUCUGGCGAGACUGGCAAAAUUAUGCUCUUGGUUUUGGCAACCUCACCCGGGAAUUUUGGCUAGGAAAUGACGCUCUGCACCAGCUGACAUCUUCAGGGGACUACGAGCUACGCGUGGAUCUCCGUGCCAGGGAUGAGUCCGUCUACGCCACCUAUCAGAGCUUCCGUGUGGACCCACCCGCUGACUAUUACCGCCUGCAUCUGGGCAGUUACCGUGGCACAGCGGGUGAUGCCUUGAGCUACCACUCAGGGAGCGUUUUCUCCACUCGGGACCGGGACCCAAAUCGAGUCAUCAUCCCCUGUGCCAUCUCUUACCGUGGGGCAUGGUGGUAUCGCAACUGCCACUACACCAACCUCAAUGGGCUCUACGCUAACAACCGUGAUCACCAGGGUGUCAACUGGUUUAACUGGAAAGGAUUCGAGUUUUCCAUUCCUUUCACUGAGAUGAAACUGCGGCCUAGCAGCUUCCGCCCGCUGCAGCGGUCGUGAAUGGGAUGCAGGAUAGACUAAGGGAGAAAGCCGCGGAGGGAAAGCAGCGACAACAGCAGAAAAUCCCAGCAAUGACCCCUUUGCAACAGGAUACCUCACAUCCGGCCUCUGUUCUGCUUCUCUGGCCCAUCCUGAGGGGAAAAAAAAAGGAAUGCAUAGAAACCAAGGGGGAAAAAAAGACCUUUGGAGACUUGAGAAGACCCACCUCAGUCCAAAGGAAGAGAGAUUGUUCAGAAACAGAGUCUGAGAGGAAAAAAGCAAUUAAUCUGACUACAGGCAGUCCUCCCCCCACUUAGGACCACAGCUGGAACCAAAAUCUUUUUAUUACCAAGCAAGGUGAUUGUUAAGUGGGUCGCAGCCAGUUUUACGACCUUUUUUUUGGGCCAUGUUUGUGAAGUGAAUGAACGCAGCCACAAGCCGAAUCGUGCAGUCGUUAAGCAAAUCUGAUUCGCCCUGUUGGCUUCGCUUGUGGGAAGGCCGCAAACAGUGAUUAUAGGAGCCUGGCCCGCUGCGACCGUCAUAAAUAACAUGCCGGUCAUGCCUAGCUCCUGAAUUUCGAUCCCAUGACUGUGGUACGAGAACUGGUUGUAAAUCACUUUUUGGGGGGCCCUCGUAACUUUUUGAAUGGUCAUUAAAUGAAUGGUUGUAAUUGGAGGAGCACCUGUGAUUUCUUUUUCUUUUUUUUUUAAGGAGAGCUUUCAAGAGAGCAAAGAAAUCAGGUUGGCCAGCAAAAUUUCGGCCACCAAGACCCGGUGUCCUUCCCUUCCCUUGGUUCCUGGGUCUGGGGCUCCAUUAGUUUGCAGCAGGCAAGGCUUGAUUCUAACCCAAAGUCUCUCCUCCUUGACUCCUUUUGUUCCUCACCAGCUAAAAACUUUAGACCUUCCCUCUCUGGACUUAGUCUCAGUUCAGACCCUAUUUUCUUCCUCCUGCCAAUGUUAUUCAAAAUGGAGUUAAGCUACUUAAACAUAAGUAGUUGGUGAGCGCAGCUUGACAUAAAAGCACUUUUAACGUGUGUUUGGUUUUUAAUUCCUUGGGGAAGCCUUGGGAAGUCAAGGUAUAGCUCGUUCUUUCCCCUGUAAGCUUUUUGCUUCUUGCUCCAUAGGCUUUUCCAUCUAAAGGCAACGGAUCACUGAAAGGCAGAGGAACCAAAACUGAGAAAGAUUGCAGAGUGGGAAAAGAACUGAAGGAAAUUGAAAAGUCCUCAGAUUCAUUCUUGUCACAAUAAUAAUACCCUGAAAAAUCAAUAGGCCCGUUUCUUAAUUUUGUACACUUCCUCUCUUUUUCUUAUACUAGGUUUCAGGGAUCAAAUAGCACGUAGACUUAUAUUCCGCUUCAUACUGCUUUAAAGCCCUCUCUAAGUGGUUUACAGAGUCAGCAUAUUCUCCCCAACACUCUGGGUCCUCGUUUUACUAACCUCAGAAGGAUGGAAGGCUGAGUCCCCCUUGAGCUGGUCAGAAUCAAAUUCCUGGCAGUGAGCAGUGAGUUAGCCUGCAAUACUGCAUUCUAACAACUGGGCCACCAAUGCUCUUAAAUCAGGAUGACUUCUUACUUAAAAACUGAGCUUCUAUUUACAUAAAUGUUUUCAAGAAAUUCCGGCACAUAGAAGUCUAGCAUUUUAAGAUGGCAAGGCCAAAUCUUUUCUUCUUUGCUCUCAACUUUCUCUAAGGUAGAGGAUUUGUUUUAAAAGUCCGGUCCAAAUCGAAGUAGACUCUUUCAGAAAAAAAAAAAAAGAGAAAUUUCCUGCCUUUUAGCAGUACAUAAAACCUUUUGAUGGGGCACCUUAUAGGGAAUAAUUGUAUUACUAGCUUUAAAAUUGUAAGGUGCUUGCUAUCCCAGUGAUUCUUAAACUGAGGAUAGUUACUCCAAAGCUGAUAAUUUGGGCAUAUUCUUGGCGUUAAUGGAGCAACUUGUAAAUACUGUUUGAAAGUUGAGGAUCCAGUUUGGAAUUGCUACUGCUAAAACACUUGUGCAAAAACAACAGAGUCAGUUUUUGGGGGGGAGGAAUAAUGACAUUAUUCAAGAUUAGGAAAAGUAUUUGGGCCAAACAGUUUUAAGAACCACUGUUCCUUUCCUAACCUGGGUGCCUUUGUGGAUUGGACUAAAUCCAUCCAGAAUUAAGAGAAAUAUAGCUGAUAUAACUGGAGUUGGAGAAAAUCUGGGGCGAGUAUUAGGAUUAGCCAGAAUAUGCAGGCUAAAAUCAAAGAGGGGCAAAUGCAAUCCAGUUGUGGGAACGACUCGCCAAUUGAGCUGUCUUCUAAGCCAAAUGGGGACCAAAUAUAUUUGGUCCAUUUCUUGAAUCCCUUUAGUGGACCAGACAGGCUUCCUUUGAAAGAUUAAAAGAGAUCAAAACGAGCAUACUUUUUAAUGAUUAAUUUACUAAUAAGCUAAUACAAUCAACAGAUUUCGAAGACAGAAUUCCCAGAUUUGUUUAAACGCCAAAUGCCAACAGUCCUGAUUGUACCAAUAGAAAGAGAAUAUGUGUAGCUCAGGAUGGAGCUGUGGGCUCCUUGGUGCUCUCUGAGCUUGCUUGUUUUCUUGCAGACAUUUCGUGACCAAAGGAGGUAACAUCAACUAGCACUGAUUACCUACAGUAGUUUAGAUUACCUAGGUCAGGGGUAGGCAACCUUGGCUCUUUUAUGACUCAUGGACUUCAACUCCCAGAAUUCCUGAGCCAGCCAUGAUGAGGGGAAAGGGAGAGGUUUCCAAGCUGAGCCAUGCUGGCUCAGGAAUUCUGGAGCUGAAGUCCACAAGUCAUAAAAGAGCCAAGGUUGCCUACCCGUGACCUGGGUCAUUACCUAGUUUGGUAAGGAAACAUCUGCAAGAAACAACAACAAGCACCAAGAACCACAGAAUCCUAAUUGUAACCAGACAAUGCUAGGAUUAUAACUUGGAAAAUGGGAAUGCUGAUAAAACCCUAACAUUCUAUCUCCCGAUUUUUUCCUUUUUUCCAAAUAGCUUUAACUAAUUAGACUUCCCUGCAAAUCAUCCCAACUAGUCAUUACAUUACAGAGCGGUUCUUUUUCUUCACUGGAAAUGUGGAAAUGUUAACGGUUGGUCAAAGAACCAAAUGUUUGAACUGAACAUGGCAUUCUUAUCCACCUAUCAAGUCCUAUCUCAGGUUCUUGGGAAGACGUCAAUAGAUGGAUGAAAAAUGCCAGAUCAAGUCUAAACAUCUGGUUGAGGAUGCAACCAGCCGCAAUUCCACUGCGAUCUGAUCAUGAAGCACAAUUGAAGACGAGUGUUAAGGUGACAAUUUCCAAGACAAAAAUGCAAGCCUGGUUCCAGGAUAGAAAUGUUGGAGAGGAAACCAGGAUCUGAAGGGGGGAGAGAGAGUUUGACCGGUGAUCCAACCUUUAAUCUGUCCAUCAUUCUCCACAAGGCCCAGCUUCACAUGGCUCAUCCAGCAAUUUUUUGGGCUAACAUUUAUGACUUGGGCAAAGGCUUUUGUUUGAACUGGUUAAAGAUGAGGCAAGCAGAUUUGUCAAUUUGGCUCAACACAAUGUGGGAGCAAAGUUGUGUUUCUUUGGGAACUUUGACACCCAUCGGGUCAAGCCACCUGAUAGUAGAAGCAAGUGGAAGCGUUCCCAAGAAGUUCUUUCUUCUUCUUCUUCUCCUUCUCCUUCUCCUUCUCCUUCUCCUUCUCCUUCUCCUUCUCCUUCUCCUUCUCCUUCUCCUUCUUCUUCUUCUUCUUCUUCUUCUUCUUCUUCUUCUUCUUCUUCUCCUCCUCCUCCUCCUCCUCCUCCUCCUCCUCCUCCUCCUCCUCCUCCUCCUCCUCCUCCUUCUUCUUCUUCCAGGAUUAUCAAGGGAAUGUUGCACUCAGAAAGGGUCUUUACAACUUGAGGCAGGGCAGGAUAUUUGCACAAACUGGGUGGGAGGGAAAGGCAAGCUGUAAAGUAUUGUUUCUUUAUGAGGGGGUAGAAUAAAACCCUUCUAUAAGAGUUAUUUUUUAGAUCGCGGUGAAAAAAACCUAAAGUUUAAAAUAAAAAUCAAAUAUUAAAAAAUCGGA
Molecule: messenger RNA, 20583 nt
Organism: Crotalus tigris (Tiger rattlesnake)
Lineage: Eukaryota; Metazoa; Chordata; Lepidosauria; Squamata; Viperidae
Product: tenascin-X-like
Exons: 60
Coding region: 288-16577 (5429 amino acids)
Molecular function (GO): protein binding
Source: RefSeq, a predicted model, not a curated record